UAAUGGGCCGGCCGCUCCUCUCUUCUGUGUAGCUGGACCUUACCUGUUCCUCGGUCCAGCGCUGCACAGUCUUCCCACGUCGGCAUCUGUAGUGUGGGCUCUCGGCUAAGUCUCUGGUCAUCUGUACUGUGUCCGCAGUCUCUGGUCAUUCCCUGUACUAUAUCCGCAGUCUCUGGUCAUCUCCUGUACUAUGUCCGCAGUCUCUGGUCAUCCCUGUACUAUGUCCGCAGUCUCUGGUCAUCCCCUGUACUAUGUCCGCAGUCUCUGGUCAUCCCCUGUACUAUAUCCGCAGUCUCUGGUCAUCUCCUGUACUGUAUCUGCAGUCUCUGGUCAUCUCCUGUACUGUGUCCGCAGUCUCUGGUCAUCUCCUUUACUGUGUCUGCAGUCUCUGGUCAUCUCCUGUACUGUGUCCGCAGUCUCUGGUCAUCUCCUGUACUAUAUCUGCAGUCUCUGGUCAUCUCCUGUACUGUGUCUGCAGUCUCUGGUCAUCUCCUGCACUGUGUCCGCAGUCUCUGGUCAUCUCCUGUACUGUGUCCGCAGUCUCUGGUCAUCUCCU
Staurois parvus is the source of this 556-nucleotide messenger RNA. The record is from the annotation of a GenBank genome assembly. NCBI's taxonomy places the organism in Eukaryota, Metazoa, Chordata, Amphibia, Anura, Ranidae.